This is a messenger RNA of Quercus robur (English oak), 2118 nucleotides long. RefSeq lists its product as uncharacterized. The transcript has 8 exons. NCBI's taxonomy places the organism in Eukaryota, Viridiplantae, Streptophyta, Magnoliopsida, Fagales, Fagaceae. The record is from RefSeq and is a predicted model, not a curated record. Bases 124 to 771 code for a protein of 215 amino acids.
ACAAGCACCCCUCUAUUGUUGUUGUCGCUCUUUUGCUCGAUAUAAUUUUUGCUUUGCUCUGCUCUGCUUUGCUUUUUAGCUCUCAAUUUUGCUUUCAUUUCCAAUUCCGAUUUCAGCUUAGCCAUGGAUUCCUGCAGCAAAUCCCUUCUUGAUUCUGUUUCUCCUUUUAACUGCCUUAUCUUUGAUUUGGAUGACACUUUGUACUCUACCAAAGUUGGAAUUUCCGAAUCACUCAGGAAAAACAUCGAUGAUUUUCUUGUUGAGAAGUGUGGAUUCCCAGAAAGCAGGGCCUCAACUCUCCGUGUUGAGCUUUUCAAAAAAUACGGCAGCUCCCUUGCUGGUUUGAGGGCAUUAGGCUAUGACAUCGAUGCCGAUGAUUAUCACAGUUUCGUACACGGAAGAUUACCAUACGAUUUGAUCAAGCCAGAUUCUCAGCUACGCAACCUCUUGCGUAGCAUUACUCAAAGAAAAAUCAUUUUCACGAAUUCGGACAGGACCCACGCGGUUAAAGUGUUGGAUCGGCUUGGUUUAAAGGAUUGCUUUGAGCAAAUCCUAUGUUUCGAGACCAUGAACCCGAACCUGCCUAAUUCGACCCGACCCAAUGAGUUCCCCGUGCUUCUCAAGCCGUCGAUGGACGCCAUGAAAAUCGCGCUUGAUGUUGCGGACGUUGAUCCUCGUCGAACGUUGUUUCUCGAUGACAACGUGAAGAACGUCGCUGCUGGGAAAGCUUUGGGUCUCCGAACUGUUCUGGUAGUUUCUUAUCUUUGUUGAUUAGUGUUCGUUUAACAUUAACUUAAAAAGUCAAUUUUUUUAUUACUAUUUAUAAAUCUUAUUACAUUUUUUUUAUAUUAUUUAUAAAUUCUACUAUAUUAUUUUAAUUAUUUUAUAGUUUUAUUUACAAUAAUUUCAAAACCAAGUUAAAUAAGUACUUCCAAACUGACAGCAGGUUGUUAGCAUGCGCUGACACACUCUAGCGUGUCUCACAUAUUGUCUUCUUUGUAAAGUCCAAGAAAAUUGUUAAGUUGAAUGACACACACAUUACCUAUUUUGAUUAAGAAUUUUCAGACAGUACUUAUCAACAAUAAUGCGUAUAAUCAAAGUGAUUUCAUGAGCUAAUACUGAUGUGACUCCAAUCAAAUUUAUUAAACUUGAUUGAAACUUGAUUGCGUAGGUUUGAUAGAGUUCAAUGUUAUCUUAUGAUAAAAUUUCAGGUGUUUAGUAGAUGUGUUUGAAAAUAUAUAUGAAAAUAUGUAUGAAUAAAAAAGUGUAUGAAAAUACGUGUAAUAUUGUUUAAAAAUUAUUGUAACAGUAUAUUUAUGGAGUUGAUAUUCCAACAUGGAGAAUUAUACCUACAUGAUGAAUUAUAAAAGAAAAUUGAGUUUAAUAAAAAUAGAAGUAUAAAUAAUUCGUUUAUAGCAAAAUGUUAUAAAAUUUUGUUGUGUUUAUACUUUAUAGACUUUCUCUUUACAAUUUUCUUCAUAAUCACUUUUAUAACACAAACCGUUUUAAAGAAAAUUUUCAAGUUAAAUGGAUUACAAAGAACUUAUCAAAUUUGAUUGGAUCUGAUCAAGUCAUAUGCUUAACCAAUCUCACUAAAGACUUGAACAUCUCUUAGUAUCAUGUCAUUGAUUCACCAUACCAAUUAGUCAGAUUAGUUCUAAUUGGAAGUUAUCACCUAAAUAAGUUGUUAAAAAUUAUGUGAAUGAAAAGUUGUUUCCCAUUAUUGCUUUGCCAAACGACAAAAAUAAUUGUUGGCAUAUCAAGAAAAAGCAAAGUUUUACACCUAAAUAUAGGGGUUUUUUUUAAAAGAAUUUUAUUUUGGGAAGAACUAUAUAGGGUAGUUUUAAUGGUGGUGACUAGGAAGUCUACUCCUUGAAAAUUUACAAAUAAUAUAAAGAUUUCGUGAAUCUAUGUGUAUCCCACAACGUGAACACAAUGAUGACACGUCAUAACCCAUAUAAUCUAUUACAAUAAUCUUUGUAUACUAUAGAAAAAGCAAUUCUCAUUAUUGUACUUUUUUUUUUAUUUGGUUUAGGUUGGGAAGACAGUGAAAAGCAAAGAAGCCGAUUAUGCAUUGGAGAAUGUCAACAACCUGGCUCAAGUAAUUCCGGAAAUAUG